AUGGGGCGGUUGAAUAGCUCAGAGCUGGAACAUUUCGUGCAUUUGGGCAAGCGCAAGUACAGGCGCGAGCGUCGGGCGCUGAAAAAGCUGUUCCGGACUAACGAGCACCGGGUCGAGCCUGAUGUGAAGGUCGUGGACAGAACGAUCUUCAAGUACUGGAAGAACCGUCUGACGCUGUUCUCGCGGAUGCGGAACAGAGAUAUCUACAUGACGCGGGAGCUGUGGUUCAGCGUGACGCCCGAGAGCGUAGCUAAGUUUGUGGCGCGAUUCAUCAAGAGCUGCCUGCCAGAAGCCAAGGUGGUUUUGGACGUGUACUGCGGCGGCGGCGGGAACACGAUCCAGCUCGCACAGUACUUCCCGAAGGUGUACGGCGUUGACAACUCACUGGAUCACUUGUACUGCGCGUACCGCAACGCGCAGGCGUAUGGAGUGGAGGACCGGGUGUGGCUCAAGUUCGGGGACUGGCGUGUGCUGAGCCGAAAGCGGCGGUUCGAGAAGGUGGCCGUGGAUUGCGUGUUCUCGUCGCCGCCGUGGGGCGGACCCGAGUACCUGCGAAGCGAAGUGUACGACCUAGAGGCGGCACUGCAGCCGCAGGGCCUGCGCGAGACGCUGGCCGGGCUGUUGCGGAUCAGCGAGAACGUGGUGUUGUUCCUGCCGCGCAACGCAGACCUGUCGCAGCUGUCGCGGGUGACGCGAGAGCUACUGGGCGAGCAGGCACUGUGUAAGGUGCUGUACGUGAAGCAGAACGGUUACAUGAAGGGCAUUUUGUGUUUCUGGGGCGCGCGCUUCUACAACUACGCCGGCAGCACGGCAGAGCCCAGCGGCGCGGCGCAAGAAUCAAGCGGCGUGGCGGAGCCUUGCGAGGUUGCGCCUGGGGCCGAUACGCUGGACUACUCGGUGGACGGCUGA
This is a messenger RNA of Lachancea thermotolerans CBS 6340, 909 nucleotides long. It is a transcript of the gene TGS1, whose product is annotated as RNA methyltransferase. The record is from RefSeq and is a predicted model, not a curated record. Gene Ontology annotation, biological process: 7-methylguanosine cap hypermethylation; 7-methylguanosine RNA capping. Gene Ontology annotation, cellular component: nucleus. Gene Ontology annotation, molecular function: RNA cap trimethylguanosine synthase activity. NCBI's taxonomy places the organism in Eukaryota, Fungi, Ascomycota, Saccharomycetes, Saccharomycetales, Saccharomycetaceae. The transcript has a single exon. The coding region runs from base 1 to 909 and encodes 302 amino acids.